Molecule: messenger RNA, 2210 nt
Organism: Apis florea (little honeybee)
Lineage: Eukaryota; Metazoa; Arthropoda; Insecta; Hymenoptera; Apidae
Product: fatty-acid amide hydrolase 2-B
Cellular component (GO): endomembrane system
Source: RefSeq, a predicted model, not a curated record
GUUGAAAUGUCUGGACAUUCAAUCACCGUUAUGCGAGUAACUUCGUGACUCUAGUCGAUUGACCGUGCCCAUUAAAUGAACACGUUUAAUAAAUCAUCGCGACUAACAAUAUAUCUAAUUUUUCGAGUGUUGUUUAUUAAUGAAUCAAAACCUUUUCUUUGUAACAUGCGAAUGACUUCAAGACUAAAAACUUUCAACCGGUAAGAAACAUUUAAUCGUGAUUAAUCGCCUGAAAUGCGGAGCGAGUUAAUUUCCGGCUUGACGAACACUGUCAAACUCUUAUGGUUUGGUAACUGGUAGCCUUGAUGCGUAACACCUCAAUUACAUCAUUAUUAGUCUGACAGCGUGCUAAAAUUGUUGCGCUGCCGGUGUUCAUAUACUUCAAAAGAAUUUAUUUAAAUGUGACUCGUGUGUACAUUAAUGUUCGUCUGUCCAGACGCUCGUAGUACGCCCGAUUAAUCGAUAAACUGACCGGCGUUUCCCAUAAAAACCUACCCGGCAAAUUGACACAGUGAGAUAAUUUGUUACACAAGAUAAAUGUCAACUAAACACAAAAAUCAGAAUAAAAUGAAGACUCAAAGACAAGUAUUGAAUGCAAUUCAUCGGCUAAUUGAAUUCAUAGCCAGAAUGAUAUACAUGUUUAUUGCAUUUUUAAAAGGUCCUGCAGAAUCUCAACCACCUAUAAAGGAUCUAACACUUUUACACAGUGCAACUACUUUAGCUUUUAAAAUUCGAAAUAGACAGUUAAUGUCAGAAGAAAUAGUACAAUCUUAUAUAGAUAGGAUAAGAGAAAUUCAGCCAGUGUUAAAUUGUAUGGUAGAAGAUCGCUUUGAAGAUGCUCUCAAGGAAGCAAAAAUAUGUGAUGAACUUUUAAAAUCUCAGAAUGCUCCAUCUCCUCAAGUAUUAGCUGAAAAGAAACCUUUCUUUGGUGUGCCUUUUACUACAAAAGAUUGCAUUGGAGUUGCUAACAUGAAACAAACAGCUGGUUUGACUGUUCGUAAGAAUAUUAUUUCCAAAUAUGAUGCAGAAGUGAUCAGAUUAAUGAGAGAUGCUGGAGCUAUCCCUCUAGCAACUACAAAUGUAUCAGAAUUAGCUAUGUGGUGGGAAACUUCCAAUUGUUUAUAUGGAACUACGAAAAAUCCUUAUAAUACUAGACAUAUUGUUGGUGGAUCCUCUGGUGGUGAAGGUUGUAUACAAGCAGCAGCUGGUUCACCAUUAGGAAUAGGAUCGGAUAUUGGUGGCUCUAUUCGUAUACCGAGCUAUUUUAAUGGAAUUUUCGGACAUAAACCUUCUACAGGAAUAGUUUCAAACGAUGGUCAAUAUCCGAGUGCACAAAGUGAAGAUCAAAAACGAUUGCUCGCAAUUGGCCCUAUGUGCAGAUAUGCACAAGAUUUAUCGCCUAUUUUAAAAAUUCUGGCAGAUAAAAAUGCGGAUAUAUUACGUUUAAAUGAAAAAGUAGAUAUCUCGAAACUCAAGUUCUAUUAUAUGGAAGACGACGGUGGUCAACUCUUAACAUCCCCAGUUGAACUCGAAAUAAAAGAAGCAAUGAGGAAAGUGAUUCGAUAUCUAGAAAAAGCUUAUAAAGUCAAAGUGACUAAACUCAAUAUUAGAAAAUUGAAAAAGAGCACUGCAUUAUGGAUGGCAAAUAUGAGUUGUAAAGAUGAGAAAGAUUUCACGUAUGAAUUAUCAAAUAGAAAUGGUCAUAUAAAUUUAUGGUGGGAAUUUUUGAAAUGGAUAAUGUUCAUGAGUAAUCAUACAUUAAUAGCUCUUCUUACUGCUACGUUUGAAAGAUUUGCGGUGAAGCAUGGAAGCGACCAACACACUAAACUGAUACAAGAAAGUAGGGAACUUUAUCGGGAAUUUCAGGAUAUUUUAGGUGAAGAUGGUGUAUUUCUAUUUCCAACACAUCCAACUGCAGCGCCAUUACAUCAUGAACCGCUAGUAAAAGCAUUUAACUUUUCAUACACUGCUAUUAUUAAUGUGUUGGGCUUGCCUGCUACUGCUUGCCCUUUAGGUUUAAAUAAACAAGGACUUCCUAUCGGUAUACAGAUUGUUGGUGGCCUACAUCAAGAUCGUUUAACUAUAGCUGUUGCUGAAGAAUUAGAAAGAGGUUUUGGAGGCUGGGUACCUCCGGUUAUCGUAGCUUGAUAUAUUUAUUCUUUGGACAAUAAUCUAAUGCGUAAUAUGAUACAUAAAUUUUUUUUAUCAUA